Exophiala bonariae is the source of this 408-nucleotide messenger RNA. RefSeq lists its product as uncharacterized. Bases 1 to 408 code for a protein of 135 amino acids. Lineage: Eukaryota; Fungi; Ascomycota; Eurotiomycetes; Chaetothyriales; Herpotrichiellaceae. The record is from RefSeq and is a predicted model, not a curated record. The transcript has a single exon.
AUGACGACCCUCCCAGCAAUAUCAGACGUGCCGUCACUCUCGACCGAGGGCCGAGCCCAGAUCCUCGACACAUUAUUCGAGCCGUGCGCGCAGCUUCACACGUUGUCUGUGAGCGUGCUGCACGAGCGCUCGUUCGACUCGUACGACGCCCUCAUCGCCGCGGUCGGCGAGCAAUUGACCGGACUGUACGAGUCGCGCCUCGAGAGCGACACCCGCUGGCUGGACUCCAUCCUCGUCGCCCACCCGCGCCUUGGCGACAAGAAGGUCGACAGCGAGCAGAGCCGCAGAGAGCAGGCACAGCUCAACCAGGGUGCUGACGGUGCCGGUGCCGAUGUCGCGGCGGCGGAGAGGCUUGCGAGCUUGAAUCGUGCGUAUGAGGAGAAAUUCCCGGGUUUGAGAUACGUGUAG